CAAAGAAGCAAAUUUGGACCACAAAAUCUCCAAAGUAAAAGCACUCCUCCUUCCUCCCAACCCUCCACUCUCUCUCAUAAAGUCACAAGGAUAUCUUCCAUUAAAUGAUGACUCAGAUGCAUUCGAAGCCUAAUGAUGGGAUCACAUGUGUGAAAUGGGAUUUAUCAUUUUUAACACAGACUCCUAACGCCUUCUUUGAAACACACCCAACCAUCCUUUCUCCCCCAUAAAGCUAUGACAGACUGAAUUAAGCAACACGAAGAAGAAGAAGAUGUUUAGACCAAGUAACGCGGCAAUAGGAUACCUAAACCUCCUCACACUUGUCUCAUCAAUCCCAAUCAUCGGCGGCGCUCUAUGGCUGACUCGGAGCUCCGCCACCUGCGAGUCGGCUCUUCAAACCCCACUCCUCGCCAUAGGCUUCGUUGUCCUCCUCGUUUCACUCGCCGGCUUCAUCGGCGCUUGCUUCAACGUGGCUUGCGCUCUAUGGGUAUAUCUCUUUGCCAUGCUCCUAUUAAUCGCCGCGCUUCUAUCUAUAAUGGCGUUCGGGUUCGCCGUAACCGGCGGAGGCGGGGGCUUGCAGGUUCCCGGCCGUGUCUACCGCGAGUAUCAGUUGUCUGAUUACUCGGGUUGGCUCCGCCGCCGGAUCGAGGAGGAGAAGAACUGGCGCGCCGCACGUGCCUGUGUUAUGGGGUCCAAGGCUUGCGCCAACGUGGCGCGUUGGACGCCGCUUGAUUAUAUGCAGCGGGACCUCUCGCCGAUUCAGUCGGGAUGCUGCAAGCCGCCCACAUCGUGCACAUACGAAGGUGGGAUGGCAGUUGCGGAGCAGGAGCAGGACUGCUACAAAUGGAGCAACGAGGGCGACGUUCUCUGCUACGCCUGCGAUUCAUGCAAAGCCGGCGUUUUGGAGCAGCUGAGAAGCGCGUGGCAUAAGCUCUCCCUCCUCAACGUCGUCGCCAUCAUUUUCCUCAUCGCCGUCUAUGCUCUCGGCUGCUGCGCUUUCCGCAACGCUCGCCGCGCCAUCUCCGACUAUCCUUAUGGAGGUAAUAGCAUGUCCAAGAUCGGCCCGCGAUGGGAUUACUACUGGGGACGGUGGUGGAGGGAGAGAUGGGAUCAGCUUUGGCGAGGGUUUGGGGAUGAAAGUAUCCGAUUGGAUGAUGAUUUUAUAGGUAUAAAUUGAUGAGGAUAUAAGUUUGGGCAUAGGGGUGUAAAUGAGUUAGUCGUCUUCGAGUGAUUUUCUGCUACAGUUUGGGUUUGAUUCAUUAGUCUUGUUUGAGCUCGAGUUCGGGCUUCUAGAUCUGUGUGUUCGAGCCGGCUCAUGCGCCGAUCUGUUUAUUGUAAAAU
Phalaenopsis equestris is the source of this 1341-nucleotide messenger RNA. Its product is annotated as tetraspanin-6-like. Gene Ontology annotation, biological process: auxin-activated signaling pathway. NCBI's taxonomy places the organism in Eukaryota, Viridiplantae, Streptophyta, Magnoliopsida, Asparagales, Orchidaceae. The record is from RefSeq and is a predicted model, not a curated record. The transcript is spliced from 4 exons. The coding region runs from base 272 to 1177 and encodes 301 amino acids. Gene Ontology annotation, cellular component: plasmodesma; plasma membrane.